Molecule: messenger RNA, 342 nt
Organism: Perkinsus marinus ATCC 50983
Lineage: Eukaryota; Perkinsozoa; Perkinsida; Perkinsidae
Exons: 1
Source: RefSeq, a predicted model, not a curated record
AUGAUAUCACAGGCCGCUGCAGUCUCUGGUGAAGGAGCAAGCUUCCUCAGCCAAGACGACCGUGAGUGCGAAAGAUGCUUUGCGCUGGAUGGCAUGAUCUACGACUUGAAAGCUGUAGGUGUCCAAAUUGUAGAGUCUACAUGCUCCGUUGGUUACGAGCAAAUUCUGAACUAUUUGAGGAAGGCUCGAGCCAUGAUAGGCAUCCAAUUUUACUGCGAGCCCGACUCUGUGGUCACCAUUAACCCGAUCAACGGGCCGAUUGAGGCAUCAGAAACUUGUACUGGCGGCAAUCCCGUUCUUGGCACCAACGACCCCGGUUCUUCUUGCCAGCGUAACCUCGAG